UAGCCUGCACCGUUCUCUUCCCGCCAUUUUCAAUCCAUGCCGUUAUAAUCUGUAGCUGCAACUCUAAUGUGUAUCUUUAUCUUGGGCGUGGAUUACUACAAUUCGAAGAUAACAUUGCUUUUUUUUUUUUCCUAAAUUGAUCAUUUUUAUUGUUCAAUAUUUUGGUCACUGUUUCGAGGGUUUUCCAUCGGAUUUUAGGUAUUUCUGGUGAUUAGGGUUGAGUGGUUAAUUCAAGCGUAAAAUGAACAGAAUGAAGAUAGUGACCUACAACGUGAACGGCCUGAGACCUCGAAUCUCACAGUUCGGCUCUCUUCGCAAAUUGCUCGAUUCCUUUGAUGCCGACAUCAUCUGCUUUCAGGAAACGAAGUUGUCGAGGCAAGAGUUUAGAGCUGAUUUGGUGCAGGCUGAGGGUUACGAGUCCUUUUUCUCUUGCACUCGCACUACUGAGAAAGGCCGAACUGGAUAUUCUGGUGUGGCGACAUUUUGCCGUGUCAACUCUGUGUUUUCGAGUAAUGAGGUAUCUUUGCCAGUUUCUGCCGAGGAGGGCUUUACUGGUGUUCUUAAGGAUUUCUCAGUUUCGGGGUACAAAAAAGUUGAAUAUUCACCACUAAUCGAAGGGCUAGAAGAUUUUUCUGCUGACGAGCUUCUGAAAAUUGAUGGUGAAGGACGUUGUAUAAUAACUGACCAUGAACAUUUUGUUCUUUUCAAUAUAUAUGGACCUAGAGCUGUAGCUGAUGAUACAGAAAGAAUCCAAUUCAAGCAUAACUUUUUCAACAUACUGCAGAAAAGGUGGGAAUCUCUUCUACAUCAGGGACGGAGAAUAUUUGUUGUUGGGGACCUCAAUAUUUCCCCCUUUGCAAUAGAUUGUUGUGAUGCUGGGCCCGAUUUCGAGAAAAAUAAGUUUAAAUCUUGGUUUAGAUCUUUGUUGGUGGAUAAUGGAGGUGCAUUUUUUGAUGUUUUCCGGGAAAAACAUCCUCAGAGAAGAGAAGCCUACACCUGCUGGCCGACAAAUAGUGGGGCAGAGGAGUUCAACUUUGGGACACGUAUUGAUCACAUUCUUGGUGCUGGGCCAUGCUUACAUAAGGAAGAAACUCAAGGACAUAGCCUCGUAGCUUGCCAUGUUAAAGAGUGCGACAUAUUAGAUCAGUUCAAACGUUGGAAACCUGGUAGUACACCCAGGCAUAAAGAACAAAAGACAAGAAAUGGUAAAAUGGAGGGCUCGGAUCAUGCUCCUGUCUAUGUGAGCUUGGUAGAUAUCCCCAAUGCUCAACAACACAGUACUCCGUCACUGUCUACUAGAUAUUGUCCCCAGGUCUAUGGAUGUCAGCAGACACUAGUGUCGAUGUUUGCAAGAAGGCAAUCCGCAGAAGAUAGUAACUUAUCUGGAGGAUCCAAUUUUAUUUCAGAUGAUGGUAAUGUCGUCGAAAAAUGCAGUCAACUCAAUAAAAGAACUCUGCAUUCAUGUAGCUCAGCUUCAUCAGACUUCAUCCAUCAAGGCAUACUUUGCACAUCAGAUUACAGUAAUAAUGACUCAUUUAAUGAACCAUCUUCUGGUGCUCAAACCUUCUCAGCAUCUGGUCAUACUAAAUCCUCAGUGAUUUGCAAGAAAAAAGCAAGGAAGAGUCAAUCAUCUCAACUUUCACUAAAAUCAUUUUUCAAGAAAACAGUAGGUGGCUGUAGUGAGUCAACCAGCUUUUGUUCUAAUAAGGAGCUUACUCAAGAAGAUUUCUCCAUUGGUGAACCGAGUGAAACUUUUCUUGAAGGUUGUGAACAUAAUGAAGUGAAGGAAUUGCAGGAAAAAGCCACAAAACAAUGUGGAUUAGUGCAAGAUGAUAUGUCCCAAGCUGCUGAAAAGAAGAAUAAUAAUGCUCUAGUUGAAUGGCAAAGGAUUCAACAACUUAUGCAAACUAGCAUACCUCUUUGCAAGGGCCACAAGGAACCUUGUGUCUCCCGUGUGGUGAAGAAACCAGGGCCUACUUUAGGGCAACGAUUUUAUGCCUGCGCACGUGCAGAGGGACCUGCAUCUAAUCCAGAAGCAAACUGUGGAUUCUUUAAAUGGGCUACUGCAAAGUCUAAGAAGAAAAGAUGAUUUUGAUGCAACGAACCGUGAAGGUUUUGAUCAAUAUUAAGAUUCCGCUAUGUGCGACUUCUUAAACUCCCUCUGUUGUCUAAGAAGUAACACAACGCAGUCGUGCUCUAUUUUGACCGAUUGGA
This is a messenger RNA of Salvia hispanica, 2214 nucleotides long. RefSeq names its product endonuclease/exonuclease/phosphatase family protein. Gene Ontology annotation, biological process: base-excision repair. Gene Ontology annotation, molecular function: phosphoric diester hydrolase activity; double-stranded DNA 3'-5' DNA exonuclease activity; zinc ion binding. NCBI's taxonomy places the organism in Eukaryota, Viridiplantae, Streptophyta, Magnoliopsida, Lamiales, Lamiaceae. Gene Ontology annotation, cellular component: nucleus. The record is from RefSeq and is a predicted model, not a curated record.